AAUUGACAGAAAGAAAAUAAAUUAGUCCAAAGAAAGAGAUAUGGCAAGUGAGGAGAAGGAAGAAAAUCCUGCAGACAGUUCAGAUGUAGAAGAACAAGAAGAUUGGGAAUAUGCAGGACUUGAGGCAAUAGAUAAGGCAUGUUUGGAUAUCUAUCCAGACCAACCAAAUCCAUUGCAGGCCACAGCUGUUGUUAAAUUUUGGUUGGGAGGACCAGACCCUCUAGAUUAUAUCAGUAUAUACUCUAACAAUGGUGAUGUAGACAGAGGAGUUCCUGCACACUGGCAUUAUGUGAGCUAUGGGUUCUCCGAUCUCUAUGGGGAUAACAGAGUACACCAAUACAGAGGGUCAGGUCAGCCCAGUGGCUAUGGGUUUGAGAUGACAAUGCGGCUAAAGAAAUGUGGAAAUGAGUCAGCACCCCCUAUGUGGCCAUCAGGUCUUAUGAAUAGACUUGCUAGUUAUGUCUUCCAGACUGGAAAUACCCUACAUGUAGGAGAUCACAUACCCUGGCACAAACCUCUAGAUGGUAGUGAGGAGUCCCUUGUUCAACACAUGCUGGUAGCCAAGGAUCCGGAGUUGCCUGACCUUCACUCUCCAUAUGGAAAUCUUGAUUUCAGACAGGUGGUUGGGGUGACUGAUGAUGAAAUGAAAGCUGCACAGAGAUGGAAAGGAGCCGGAGUGCUGGAUCUUAUGUCAACCAGUAAAGGAGUUGGACCAUAUUUCAUCACAGAUAUAGGACGUAAACAGUCAAUAUUUGAAGCCGAUGCUAGUCAGAUAGAAAAGGUGAAUGAAGGUAUUAAUGUUGAUGGUUCAAACCUGGGUCAUGUUACAGCUGUGUGCAAGUGGGUGGAUGUUAAUUCCAGGAUGUUUGAUGUGAAGAAUGAUGAGGACAUGGAACCCGAGUGUCUUGAAGGUGUUCAUCUAAUGUUUGAUUCUGAGGCUGCCGACCUUCUUCCUACAGUUAUUAGGGGUCGGUUGCAAAAGGGUCGUUUUUUUGUGUUCCACAAUGCUGAGAACCAUACUGUACAUCUGAUACCACCAGAUUUUCAUGAGGAAGGGAUCUACGUUAACAGGACAGAGCCACUUAAAGCACAGGGUACCUACCUACAGAUAUUUUGUUCAAGCAGUCUAUUAGAAAAGAUGUCUGAAGAGUUAGAGAGUUUACAUGACAGAAGUCUGGAUUCUCACAGCUACCCACGGGAGUUUCGGUUCACAGAUCCAACGUUGAUUAUCACAGUGUCCCCGAGGGGCACCCUGAUAGGGGAAGAACCAUUGGGGACCAUUUAGAUCUGAUCUAGUCACUACAAUUAUUGGUUGUGCUCUUAAGCAUUCCUAAGUCAACUCUUUUUUUUUUUUUGCUCUUCUCUGCAGAACUAUAUACAUGUAUGUCAGCUGAACCUCCCUUAGCGGCCACCUGUAUUAAACAACCACUUACCUAAAGCAGCUAGUCAGUUAACUUCCCAAAUUGAAUUUCUAUUCUAAUAUCAACUUGUUUUAAGCUGUCAUUUGCUUUGAGCAACCAGAUUGUGUCACUUUUUUGGCUUGCUGCUAAAUUCAGGUUAGUUUAAACAUAUUUCAUUUCAGAAAGUCAUGAAACAUUUACAAAACUUAGUUAAGGAAUUGGACAGAAAGUUAUAACAGCUUAUGGUUGUCCUCUCCUUAAAUACAGGUUGUUAGAGCCGCAUGUUAAUUCAGUUUGUAGUUUACUUAUUUCAAAUAGUCAGCCAUAAAUAUGUUGUAUUGAGCUUUAGUAUAUCAAAAUAUAUUUGUGUAUGUGAUACCAAAAAACUGCCAAAACUAGCACCGAUAAGUCAGUUAAUCAGUUAAACUACCUCGAAUUUGUGUCAUAUAAUAAUGGAAGAAAUGAACAAAAGCAUUUUACUGAUCAAAUGCAUUUACUGAACAAAAGAGUAUUUCUGAAUAGGUUGUUAAGUGUUUGUAAUUAACAGCCUAGCUAGUCAAGUUAUAAAUAAUCAGUGUGACCUUCACUUCAAGUGUUUUUGAAGAAGUGAUUGUUAAGUUUGUUAACAAUGUUGGUUUUUUUUUCAUUGUUAUUGUUAUAUGAUAAGGACCAGUGCAUCUUUGCAUAGUAUUUUGUAUAAUGUGUUUAAGUCAAAUAUGCUAGGACUCAAAAAUAGUAGCGAUCCAUGAUAUGUGGAUUGAAUAUCCUUAAAAAAUUGCAUGUGGUGGUAUAUUUUUAGUCCCCUACCAGAGACUCACCAUAGGAUACUUACAGUUUGCACCCCAUCUGUGUGUCAGUAUGUUUGACUGUAUACCAGUUAAUUUUUUCAGGACUCUUGGUGUGCACACUUUUAUUUUAUUGCUAUGGCAACAGGUAGUCCAAAUAACUGCCAAAAAUGGAUCCUGUGAUAACUUUAAAAGUACAAGAGAUUUUUUCAUGUUGCAUAGUACAUUGAUAGAAGGCUAUGUGGAAAACUUCAUUUUAUUUUCUCCAUCAGUCUGUCAGUCACAAAUUGUGGAUUGUGCCAUAACUUCAAAGAACAAAAGAUUUUUUCAUGAAGCCUUGAACAUAGAAAGAAGACAGUAUUUAGAACAUAUCACUUAGUUUUGUCUGUUUAUCCAUCCAUUCAUCCAUCUGUCUGUCCAUCCUUCAGUCAUGAAAAAUAGAUCCUGUGUUAACUUCAAAAGUUCAAGGAUUUUUUCAUGAAACCCGUUUUACAUGUGAUUGGUUAUUUGGAGAAUAUGCAGAUCCUUUAAGUUGGUUUCAGUAUAAAAGUUGUGGUUUCUGUAUCAGUCGGUAUAACAAAUGCCCUCUCUAGAUAGUUCUGUUAGGGGACUUUUACUGCUUGGCAGUAGUCUUGUUCAAUAUUUUCCACAUUUUGUGAAACUGCCUAGCUGUGUUAUAGUGUUUGAGAUCAUGGAUGUACAUAUUAUUCUGAUUUUUCGUUAAUUUGUUGAGUAUUGCCUGAUAUAGUCUGGCCUAGUCCAGUUGAAAACUGUUGACAUAGAAUUGACAGUUAUACCAGAUUCAUACAGCACCCUUUUCAUGUCAAACAUGUUCAAAGGUGCUUGCAGAUAAGUUGUUUUAGCUGAAUGUCGGACAAACUGCUAAUGCGCAAGAUUGUUCCAGCUAAACACCAGAGUUAUGGUCCUUGAAUCAUUCAAAAUUGCCAUAUGAUACAGUGUGUGCACUAGAUGCUGCACUUAUUGAACAAAUGUGAAGAAACAUGCACAGACUGUAUCUGGCUUAAAUUGAAUAUGAACAAAUCCUUCCCUCAGAAUGACCAAGAUGGACAAAAUGUGCCCCCUCCCCCACCAACCCUAUCUGAUUAAUUAUAUUGUAAUUAUAAAUUCAUUAUUUAACAAAAUGAAAAGUGAGGGUGUCUGGUUUUAGGAGGGAUUUGUCCUACAUUUGGCUAUAAGUUCUAAGAAAUGUUUUGAUAAAUUGCCAGAUUUGAUUAUUAGAUUUACUUCUGCGUAGUCUUUUGAACAAGAUUGUUUUUUAAGGACAUUUAUUAAUGACAUUGAAUGUAGAACAUUUAUCUACUGUUCUGUUUUUAAGGUACUAUAAUUAAGAAAUGAUAAGUUCCCAAACCUGGUUUAUCGUAGAAUAACCCGAGUUUUGAGUUCUUAUGCGUAAGAAUAUAUCAUGAAGGCUGUAGGCCUUCAUGAUAUAUAUUGUUUUGCAUAAGAACGAAAAAUCUCACUUGGGAAGUUAUUAUUUCGAUUCUAACACGACAUACUAGUAUCAAAUGUGUUAGAAAAAAUGGUAACUACUUUUUACAACCGUGCCAUGCACCUGGAUCGGAUGACGUCAUUGUACGCGAAUGGUUUAUUGCAGAAUAACCCGAGAUAGAUUUUGCUCUACAUGUAUAUAGGUUAUUUGCGUGUUAGAAUGAAACUUAUACCAUUAACAAAGUUUUGUGUGGUAUUUUAAUGUACUUUGUUGAGAGUUGUUUCCCUUGUCUUUAUCAAAUUAUAGUUACUAAAUU
This is a messenger RNA of Mercenaria mercenaria, 3951 nucleotides long. Its product is annotated as suppressor of fused homolog. Gene Ontology annotation, molecular function: transcription factor binding. Gene Ontology annotation, cellular component: nucleus; cytoplasm. The record is from RefSeq and is a predicted model, not a curated record. The transcript has 10 exons. Lineage: Eukaryota; Metazoa; Mollusca; Bivalvia; Venerida; Veneridae. Bases 41 to 1285 code for a protein of 414 amino acids.